AAAGAAAAAGAGGACAGGUGUGAAACCCACUCUGAUAAAUCUUCCCCUUCUUUCACUUCUUUUUGAGAAACUCUCUGCACCAGAGAGAGAGAGAGAGAGAGAGGUCAAUAGCAACAGGGCAAGAGAUGGGAUUAGGGUUCUCUAUUUCAGUUUCUUUUGUGUAAUGAGCAGAGAAUUCAGACCUCUUCUUCUGGGAAGAAGAUGGCAAUACAACAAGAACAACAGAUCAGCUCCUCUCUCCUUCUGGACGCCCUCUACUGCGAAGAAGAGAAGUGGGAAGAAGAAGAAGUAAUGGGGGCAGGACUGCAGGUGGAGAUUGAUGAGAAAUGUAGCCAUGGGGAUGAUAAUGGUAAUGGUUAUGGAAAUGGAACAUCGAACCCUUCUCUCCUUCCCCUGUUUUUGCUGGAACAAGAUUUGUUCUGGGAAGACGAAGAGCUCGUGACCCUCUUCGCCAAAGAACAGCAGCAAAAACCACAAACACAUCUCAUCAACGCCACCAUUGAUGCAGAGACCGACUCUGCUCUGUCCAUUGCUCGCCACGAGGCUGUUCUUUGGGCGCUAAAGGUCAAUGCCCAUUAUGGGUUCUCUGCUCUCACGGCCAUUCUGGCCAUUAACUAUUUAGAUAGGUUCCUCUCUAGCCUCCAUUUUCAGAGAGAUAAGCCAUGGAUGAUCCAGCUUGCUGCUGUGACUUGCCUCUCUCUGGCUGCAAAAGUGGAGGAGACCCAAGUGCCAUUUCUUCUAGACUUCCAAGUGGAGGAGACAAAGUACGUGUUUGAGGCCAAGACGAUUCAGAGAAUGGAGCUUCUGGUGCUCUCCACUCUCCAAUGGAAGAUGAAUCCGGUGACCCCUCUUUCGUUUCUUGAUCACAUCAUACGAAGACUUGGCCUGAAGCACCACAUCCACUGGGAGUUUCUCCGGAGAUGCGAGCACCUCCUCCUCUCAGUCGUCGCUGAUUGCAGGUUCGGCCGUUAUCUUCCUUCUGUGCUGGCUGCUGCCGCAAUGAUGCACGUCAUAGAGCAAGUUGAGCCGUGCAACGCCAUUGAUUACCAGAACCAACUCAUGGGUGUUCUCAAAAUCAGCAAGGAGGAAGCAAACGAGUGCUAUGAACUAAUCAAGGAACUCUCAGAGGACUCUGUUUCCCGUGGCCAAAAGAACACCAUCAAGCGCAAGUAUAGUCACAUCAAUGCUCCGGGGAGUCCCAGCGGGGUAAUUGAUAGGUGUUUUAGCAGCGAUUGCUCGAACGAUUCGUGGGCAGUUUCUUCUUCCCCCGAGCCUGUGUUGAAGAAGAAGAGCAGAACUGCCCAUCAACAGCAGCACAUGACAUUUCCCUCGCUCAAUAGGGUGUUCGUGGAUGUUCUGGGGAGCCCUCCUUAAUUGAUUAAUUAAUCAAUCUCUCUUUCUGUGGGGACUUGAUAUAUAAAAUAUAUGUUCUAUUUAUAUUUACAUAAGGUGCAAGCUGAAUCGUCUUCCAUGUCUGCACCUGCUGCAAUCUUCCAAAGUUCAGACAUUGGGAAAAUUGCCAUAUCUGUGAGGAGGGGGAGGGAGGGAGAAGGUAGGAGUAGAGAUGGGCGGUGGCAAGCAUUGGCAAUUGGCAGUGGAGGGAGAGGGGAAGAAAAGAGACAGAGGAGGAGCAUUGAAGAAUGCCUGUUUUCUGCUUCUCCAUAUGUAUGUUUAAGGCCCUUGGCUUCUCUCUCUCUGCCUCACUGGGGUCUCUUUCCACCAUACUUUAUAUGGACAUAUUAUAUUAUCACCAUAAAUUCAAAAAACAAAAGUAUCAUUAAAUUUUGUUC
Malania oleifera is the source of this 1790-nucleotide messenger RNA. RefSeq names its product cyclin-D3-1. The transcript has 4 exons. Bases 202 to 1374 code for a protein of 390 amino acids. Gene Ontology annotation, biological process: regulation of cyclin-dependent protein serine/threonine kinase activity; mitotic cell cycle phase transition. Gene Ontology annotation, cellular component: nucleus; cytoplasm; cyclin-dependent protein kinase holoenzyme complex. The record is from RefSeq and is a predicted model, not a curated record. Gene Ontology annotation, molecular function: cyclin-dependent protein serine/threonine kinase regulator activity. NCBI's taxonomy places the organism in Eukaryota, Viridiplantae, Streptophyta, Magnoliopsida, Santalales, Ximeniaceae.